Messenger RNA from Exserohilum turcica Et28A, 953 nucleotides. RefSeq lists its product as uncharacterized. The transcript has a single exon. Bases 78 to 833 code for a protein of 251 amino acids. Lineage: Eukaryota; Fungi; Ascomycota; Dothideomycetes; Pleosporales; Pleosporaceae. The record is from RefSeq and is a predicted model, not a curated record. Gene Ontology annotation, molecular function: protein binding.
GCCGGCGCAAGCCGAGCACCUCGGGCCAUGCGAUACGCCAACCCUCAGUCACGGCGCUGACCCUGGAUCCGACAACCAUGCUGACACGCUGCCACCGCGACCGUGAACCUGAUUCGGUACGAGAACAUCGCAGGAGCAGCGUGGGCAACUAUGCCGACCGCUUGCGCCAGCGCUUCCACCCCUCGCUGCACCACCACACGCACCACAACCACUCCAGGCGCGCCAUCAACCACCUCCCGGCCGAGGUCCUGCAAAACAUAUUCGCUUACCUCGACUUCUGGCAUCUGCUGCGCUGCCAGCGCGUCUGCAAGACGUGGCAGGCCCUCGUCCCCGGCGACUCGCCCUUGCUCGCCGAAACACUGUACCUGAAGCCGUCGCGCAGCCUGCAAAUCUACAGCCUGGUGCCCACCACCUUUGACUUUGAGCUAGACCUCACGCCGCCCACCAGCGAGUCUGGACCGCAACAGCAAGUCGCAGCACCCCCUGGCAGCACGCGUAGCACGCGCAGCACCUCGUCCUCGUCCUCCCUCGGCACCCGCAACCACCUCAGCUUGUCGAGACGCUGUCUGGGCCUGAUACGCACGAGUCAGGAAAUCGUGUUUCACCCGCUCAUCACCGACUUCAACUUCUGGGUCAACCGCCCUUCCGUCACAGGCAACUAUGACGGCUCCUGGAGACACAUGCUCGUUUCCAUGCCCCCGCUCAGAGAACUCACCCUCAGAGAUGCACGCCAGAAUCGCGCAGUCACCGUCAUGUGUGUGGCUGGUGAAGAGGGCGUCAAGUUGGGCCAGCUGUUUGACGUCAUGGACGAGUGGAAACAGUGCUGGAUAUGAUUGACACUCUUCUUCUUCUUCUCCUUUUCCUUUUCUUUCCUUUUCUUUUUUGUGAUGAUCGAUAUGACGUGUUCUUUUCUCUGUCUCUUUAUUUCUUUCUUUCUUUCCUCAUUUUUUUUU